Aureobasidium vineae is the source of this 2922-nucleotide messenger RNA. The record is from the annotation of a GenBank genome assembly. NCBI's taxonomy places the organism in Eukaryota, Fungi, Ascomycota, Dothideomycetes, Dothideales, Saccotheciaceae.
AUGUCGCAAGGCUACGAGUUGACGCAUCGAGCGUCACCCCGUCAAUCGCUAGACCAUGCCGAAGACUACCGCCUGUCCACCACGUCGUCGCGCGACUCCAUCUCAUCCUCGAUCAAUGAACUGGACCCUCUCAAGGCCGCAGACCGACCAUACAAGGACGACACGAGCCGAACACACGAUUCAGUGUUCGUUACACGCCGUCGCUCGACAUGGCGUCGCUGGUUGAUUCCCUCUCGCAUGUGCUGCAUGAUGGUCCUGCUCUUCACUGCUGCUCUGGUCCUGCUGUUGAGUGCCGGAGGGAUCUGGGUUUACAAGACUGAGCCUGAGGGCGGCAAGAGUGACCCAUGGUAUCCAUCACCAAGAGGAGGUACAGUUGCUGCAUGGGAAGAGGCAUACAAGAAGGCUGCUGCUCUGGUUUCUCAGAUGUCUGUCGUCGAGAAAGUCAACAUUACCACCGGAACUGGCUGGGAGAUGGGCAUGUGCGUGGGCAACACUGGCCCUGUUGAGCGAUUGGGCUUCCCGUCCCUCUGCUUGCAGGACGGCCCGCUUGGUCUGAGAUUCGCCGACAACAUCACUGCUUUCCCUGCCGGCAUCACUCUUGGGUCUACCUGGAACAAGGACUUGAUCCACCUCAAAGGUCGCACCCACGGUCGUGAAGCUCGCGGCAAAGGUGUUCACAUUGUGCUUGGCCCAAGCAUGGGCCCCUUCGGUCGUCUGCCUGCUGGUGGCAGAAAUUGGGAAGGCUUUGGCUCAGACCCUGUUCUGCAAGGUCUCCUGGCCGCUUCCAUGAUCCGUGGUAUUCAAGAGGAGGGCAUCAUUGCAACUGCAAAACACUACAUUGCCAACGAGCAGGAGCACUUCCGCCAAAGCUGGGAGUGGGGCACUCCCAAUGCUAUCAGCAGCAACCUUGACGACAGAACUCUGCACGAGAUCUACGCUUGGCCGUUUGCUGAGAGUGUGAAGGCCGGUGUCGGUAGUGUCAUGUGUUCCUACAAUCAGGUCAACCAGAGUUAUGCCUGCCAGAACAGCAAGCUGCUCAACGGCAUCCUCAAAGACGAAAUGGGCUUUCAAGGCUUCGUACAGAGCGACUGGCUCGCUCAGAGAAGUGGUGUUGCUUCUGCUCUUGCUGGUCUUGACAUGAGCAUGCCUGGCGAUGGUCUCCGCUGGAUGGACGGCCGAUCUGUCUGGGGCAGUGAACUGACCAAGGCUGUCUUUAACGGUAGUGUCCCCAUGGAGCGCCUCAACGAUAUGGUGUUGCGUGUUGUGGCUGCUUGGUACCAAUUCGGUCAAGAUGACAAGACCAAAUGGCCUGCAGAGAAGGAUGGCGGUGGUCCCAAUUUCUCGUCAUGGACCAACGACGAGGUUGGCUUGCUGCAUCCUGGAAGCAACGAUACCACCAAGGGAGUCGUCAACAAGUUUAUCAAUGUUCAAGGCGAAGGCGCGGAUGCUCAUGGUAAACUUGCUCGCAAGAUUGCUGCCGAGGGAACCGUUCUGCUGAAGAAUGAUGAUCAUGUUCUUCCCUUGAACCGUGAUGGCAAGAAAAUGACCAAGAACGGCGACAAGCUUCGUGUCGCUAUCUUCGGUGAAGACGCUUUCAACAAUGGCAAGGGCCCUAAUGCAUGUGCAGACCGUGCUUGCAACGAGGGCACUCUUGCCCAAGGAUGGGGAUCUGGUACUGUCGAGUUCCCUUACCUUGUUUCUCCCGCUGAGGGCAUUCAUCUCGGGUUCGACGUAGAGAGCGUCAGUCUUUCUGACUACCCUUCCAACUACCAAGACUUGGACAAGCAUUCUUCACGCGCGACCGAUCAGGACCUGUGUUUUGUCUUUAUCAACAGUGAUGGUGGAGAGGGCUACGUUGCCUGGAAAGACGUCAAGGGUGAUCGCAACGAUCUUUAUGCUCAGAAGGGUGGUGAUGAGCUGGUUCAAAAGGUCGCAGCCAAGUGUGGCGGUCCCACGAUCGUUGUUGUUCACUCUGUUGGUCCUGUCAUCCUGGAGAAAUGGAUCGAUCUGCCUGGGGUAAAGGCUGUGCUGUAUGCAAACUUGCCAGGACAAGAGAGUGGUACCGCAUUGGCUUCCCUUAUAUUUGGUGAUGUCAACCCUUCAGGCCGCCUGCCAUACACGAUUGCGAAGCAUGAAGACGACUAUGGUCCAACGAGCAAGAUCCUCUACCACCCCAACGCUGUGAUCCCUCAACAGAACUUCUCAGAAGGUCUAUACAUCGACUACCGCUACUUUGACAAGCACGAUAUCGAGCCACGCUUCGAAUUCGGCUUUGGCCUGUCAUACACAACCUUCCACCUCAGCAGUCUCUUCAUUCAUCCCGUAGCAACCGAAUACGCCACUCUUCCCGCCAAGCGGCCAGUAUCUCUCACGCCUCCUCACGUAGACGUCUCCAUCCCAGACGCCCGCACAGCACUCUCGCCCGAGAACUUCAUCGCCCUCAAGAAAUACAUCUACCCCUACAUUUCAUCCGUCGACGAGAUCAAGCAAGGCAAAUACCCUUACCCCAAGGGCUACGAAAUUACUCAACCACCCUCACCCGCCGGUGGUGCCGAAGGCGGCAACCCAGACCUUUACACUCCCAUCGCCGUCAUCCAAGCUUCCCUCACAAACACUGGAUCGCUUGCCGGCGACUGCGUAGUCCAACUCUACAUCUCCUACCCCAGCACCCCCAUUGUCGAUUCCCUAGGCAAUGAAGUUGAUUUCCCCGUCCGUGUGUUGCGUGCAUUUGACAAAUUAUUCGUCACCCCCGAAAAGCGCGUCGAAGUGUCUCUAGAGUUGACGAGAAAAGACUUGAGUUUCUGGGAUGUNGGGGUUCAGAAUUGGGUGCUUCCGAUGGGAGAGUUUGAGGUGCAGUUGGGUUUCAGCUCGAGGAAUAUUCAGCAGAAGGGAAGGUUUAGUACUGAGGCUUUGUUUGCUUAG